AUGUGUAAACUCACCGUCCUUCAUUACUCGCAAUGCAACUGCGGUCCUCGAGACGGAAGCUACGAAGAUGGCUUCAUUGUUACAAAAGGCUGGCACAACCGACUGCUGCUUGAUUUCGAUACAGUUCCUCUUCGCCGCUGCACAGAAGCCAGGAACUUUGCACUGUGUCCCAGUCGAUCAAACACUAUGGAAUUUCCACGAUGCCACGAUGUCCAGGUCAAAACUGUUCGAUUCCAAGCGGAACCCUGCUUCCGAUGCUUUACUCGGCGAGAAAUAUCGAUAAGAACAGAGAAGAUCAAAGCUCUGAACGAACAACGCAAAGUCUUUGCAGAAAGAUUCGACGCUUCACAGAGGGCCAAAAUUGAAGAUGCCGACUUUACGAAAACUAUGCGGCAAACUAUAAAGGCAUCACCGCAGUUCGAUAAAAGAACCGAAAAGCAGAGAUUUUAUGGGACAAAAGCUGAGCUUAUUUCCAUGAAAUUUGGUUCUGUAAAAGAAAUGGUGCCAGAUUGGGAAGAAGGCUUGCGCAGGCAGCUUGCAUGUCGCAAGUUGGCACGCGAAAGGAGUACGGAGAUGAAAGCUGAAAGUGCUUCCAACGAAGAUAAAGAGCAGGUAGAGGUCAAGAAGCAGACAAAGAUGGCUUUACUCCAAGAUCGCCUUGCUCAGGUCAACAUGCUUGCGGCCUUCUCGGUACCGGUAGAGCGAGAGGAACCUUCAGCUACGGAGCAGAAUGCACCCAACCGAGACAAUUCUAUUCAAAGGCUACGUGUUGCUAGGCCAGCGUGUAAGCUAGCUCUGGAUGUCGGACUAAAGCUCAACGUAAUGGUUCCGUUCACAACUGUACAGAACAUGCACAAAGCAAAUUCAGCUCAGAACGCCUCUGCUCCCCUAAAAAGCUCUUUUGCAAAAGCAGUCACUACGCAGACACAGGAACAUCGGAUUUCAGGGAAUUCUCCAGUCAAAUACCACACCAUCAAUGGUAGAAUAGCGGCCGACGCCAAACCCUGGGCCGAAGAUGAGAAGAUUGGCGUCGAAUCGUCUUCAAGACCAAGAUCUUCUUCAAAUCAAAGCCUCAUGAUCGCAGCAGCAGCCGCUCCCGAGUUCAAACCUUUUCAACGGCCACCGCCAGCUGAGCCUCGAUUAAUGAGGGCUCCUACUGCCCCCCGAGCUAUGAGGGAAGGUAGCAUUCGACAGACGACAUGGCAGCCUCGUCAGCCAUGUACAUCUUUUCGUGGGUACGCGACUUAUCGUACAUGGCGAGGGUGA
Messenger RNA from Ascochyta rabiei, 1266 nucleotides. RefSeq lists its product as uncharacterized. Bases 1 to 1266 code for a protein of 421 amino acids. The record is from RefSeq and is a predicted model, not a curated record. The transcript has a single exon. NCBI's taxonomy places the organism in Eukaryota, Fungi, Ascomycota, Dothideomycetes, Pleosporales, Didymellaceae.